Messenger RNA from Aureobasidium pullulans EXF-150, 927 nucleotides. RefSeq lists its product as uncharacterized. Lineage: Eukaryota; Fungi; Ascomycota; Dothideomycetes; Dothideales; Saccotheciaceae. The transcript has 2 exons. Bases 119 to 748 code for a protein of 209 amino acids. The record is from RefSeq and is a predicted model, not a curated record.
UACUUCUCGUACCUGCUUCCUCCCUCUUUUCUCUUCCUCUUUUCACAUCGCCAAUUCAAUCGACUCAUCUUCAAACACACCAAUCUUUCACCCUACCAACAAUAAAUCAACCGCAAUUAUGAAGUUCUCCGCUAUCUUUGUCCUGGCUUCUGCCACCGCCGCCAUGGCUGCCAACUCCACUCCCGCUCUUUUCGCUCGUCAAUCGACCGGUGCCACCUGCUCUAACGGAGAGUCCGUCUGCGGUUCUGGAUGCUACGACCCCACUGCCUACAUCUGCUGUGGUCAGGCCGGUCAGGUCUGCGCUUCCGGCAACUACUGCGCCAGCGCCGACCGCUGCUGCCCCAUUGGUGCCAACUGUGACGGUCAGGGUACCUCCACUGCUUCGGGUGUUUCUGCCACCGCCAUCCAAUCUGGAUCUACUAUCCUCGGAAGCUCUGCAUCUUCUCUUUCAUCGAGUCUGACAUCAAGCGCCUCAGCCGCCUCUUCUGCCGCAAGCAGCGCCUCCUCAUCUAUGUCGAGCGCCGCCUCUAGCCAAUCUUCUGCUGCUUCAUCUGCUUCGUCCUCGGCAUCCUCUGCCGCUUCAUCUGCAUCCAGAUCUGCUACAUCUUCGGCCGCAUCUGCUUCUCGCUCCGCUUCAUCGGCUGCCUCCUCUGCAUCCUCUGCAGCAGCCACUUCUUCCGGUGCUGCCGUUGCUGGAACCGCUACCAACUUUGGUCUCGCUCUUCUCGGCCUUGCUGCCCUCAUCUAAGCUGGCCCUCUCAUGAACGCCAUUUUCUUCUAAGCUACCAGGCUUGAGGAGUCUGGUACUUUCUUUCCUUACUUCAUUCCAUUCGACGGGUUACGCUAGGCGAAAAAGUCCUUGCUGGUUGUACCAAAUGUAGUUAUGAUAUCAUCUUGCAUUGUUAAUAGAUAGGGAACAUUAUACCU